AUGAACGUUAUCGAAUUGGGACGCAAAAUCGAUGGCAACGAUGUAUACGGUCGCGAAACCAGUUUUACAUGUACAGAGCGCACAUCACUGGCCGCUGUUGUUGGAUCAGCAAAAGCUUUGAAUGGAUCAGUUCUCACAGGUUCUGAAAUCAGCAAAUCAAUCGAUCGAAUUGGAAGUCCAACAUUGAAUAUCAAGUAG
Phytophthora nicotianae INRA-310 is the source of this 198-nucleotide messenger RNA. RefSeq lists its product as hypothetical. The record is from RefSeq and is a predicted model, not a curated record. Bases 1 to 198 code for a protein of 65 amino acids. The transcript has 3 exons. Lineage: Eukaryota; Oomycota; Peronosporomycetes; Peronosporales; Peronosporaceae.